Aspergillus alliaceus is the source of this 1350-nucleotide messenger RNA. RefSeq names its product NAD-dependent epimerase/dehydratase family protein. Bases 159 to 1076 code for a protein of 305 amino acids. Lineage: Eukaryota; Fungi; Ascomycota; Eurotiomycetes; Eurotiales; Aspergillaceae. The transcript has a single exon. The record is from RefSeq and is a predicted model, not a curated record.
CGAGUACUCUGCUUCCAUACAUCCGGAGAAGAUAGGACUCGUAUCCACCGUCAGCUUUCCCCGCACACCCCGCAAUAUCUGGACAUCCUCCAUAAGCUGAACAACAAGCCUCUCAAUAUCCCUUCGCUAGCAAUCUUUUGUCCCAGGUCCAAGACACCAUGUCCAAACGAAUCAUCGUAACCGGCGGCUCUGGAAAAGCAGGCCAAUACAUCAUCGCCCACCUCCUAUCCCAGAACUACUCCGUGCUAAACCUCGACCUCAACCCGCUCCCACCACCCCUCAGCGAAAAGGUCCACACCCUCAAGGUCGACCUCACCGACAAUGGCCAAGUCCACGGCGCCCUCCUCUCCCAUUUCCGCCUCACCGAACCCUUCCGCGAACCCCGCCAGCAAGCCCCCGACGCCGUCAUCCAUCUCGCCGGAUACGCCCGUAACAUGAUCGUCCCCGAUACGGAGACCUACCGGGGCAAUGUCCUAUCAUUCUACAACGUGAUUGAAGCGGCGUGUCGGAUUGGGGUUAAGAAGAUCGUUAUCGCGAGCACGAUAUGCGUUUACGGCGUUGCCUUCGCCGAGGGCGAUGUCGAGUAUCCUUCUUUUCCGGUUGACGAGGAUGUGGAUGCUAAUCCGAUGGACGUGUAUGCGUUGAGUAAGGUGUGUGGGGAGCGUACGGCACGCAGCUUUGCGAGGCGGUUUGAGAAUGAUAUCUAUGUGAUGCGCUUGGGGGCGGUGGUCGCGCCGGAGGAGUUCCAGGAAAGGUUUCGUGGGUAUGUGGAGAGCCCUGGGGAGUAUAAGGUGCAUGGCUGGGCGUAUACGGAUGCGAGGGACAUUGGGCUUAUGUUUGAGAGGUGUUUGAUGGCGGAUGGACUUGGGUUCCAGAUUUUUAAUGCGGUUAAUGAUGAGAUUACGAAUUUUGCGGCGUCCACUAUGGCAUUUUUGAAACAGGUUUGUCCGGAUAUCACUAUCACGAGGCAGAUGGAGGACAGAGAGGCCCCGAUCUCUAAUCAGAAGAUGAAGCGGUUGUUAGGCUUCGAACAGAGGCAUCGGUGGCAGGAUGACUAUGUAGACAAAGGCCACUAAUUACUCGACGUAAGACAGUGUGAGAGAUCAUUGUGUCUAUGUUAUACCUCCGUUAUUGUUGAGACCCAAUUGUCAUACUGAACUGUUGGCAUCCGAAAGAGGGAAAUGAAAAGUCGCUUACAAAAUGCCAAGCAAUCGGGGCAGGAGAUGUGUGAGAGAAAGUCAAAGUAACCAGAAUGGAGAUGUCCUCAUCGAUUUUGAUUUCUAAGCGGCGUAAGCAACGUGCACAAACCGGGCGAAUUCAUCUAUCCGCUUGAUUUAUAAUAUAGAUAUG